AUGCCACCCUCCGGCCUCCUCUCCUACAUCCCGACCAGCUUCUCCUCCAUCCUCCCUGUCCGCGGCUGCGCCGCGCCCCCCUCGCCGUCUCCGUCUCCGUCGCCGGCGCCUCCACCGGCAGCGUCUCCGGCCCCGAGCAAGAUGUCGCCCUCGGUGAAGGCGGCGGACCGCGCGGAGCUGGCGCGCGUGUUCGAGCUGUUCGACCGGAACGGCGACGGGCGCAUCACGCGGGAGGAGCUGGAGGACUCGCUGGGCAAGCUGGGCAUCCCCGUGCCGGGCGACGAGCUGGCCGCCAUGAUCGCGCGCAUCGACGCCGACGGCGACGGGUGCGUGGACGUGGAGGAGUUCGGCGAGCUCUACCGCACCAUCAUGUCGACGAGCAGCGGCGGGGACCAGAAGGAUUCGUCGGACGAGGAAGAGGACGAGGACAUGCGGGAGGCGUUCCGCGUGUUCGACGCCAACGGCGACGGGUUCAUCACGGUGGACGAGCUGAGCGCCGUGCUGGCGUCGCUGGGGCUGAAGCAGGGCCGGUCGGCCGAGGAGUGCCGCCGCAUGAUCGGGCAGGUCGACCGCGACGGCGACGGCCGCGUCGACUUCCACGAGUUCCGCCAGAUGAUGCGCGGCGGCGGGCUCGCCGCGCUCGCCUGA
Molecule: messenger RNA, 648 nt
Organism: Triticum turgidum subsp. durum (durum wheat)
Lineage: Eukaryota; Viridiplantae; Streptophyta; Magnoliopsida; Poales; Poaceae
Source: the annotation of a GenBank genome assembly